GAAGGCCCCAACAAGACGGGAACUUCCUGUGCCCUGGACUGUGGCGCCGGCAUCGGAAGGAUCACCAAGCGGCUGCUCUUGCCGCUGUUCAGAGAGGGGGACAUGGUGGACUUGACGGAGGACUUCCUGGUGCAGGCCAAGACCUACCUGGGGGAGGAGGGCAAGAGGGUGAGGAACUACUUCUGCUGCGGCCUGCAGGACUUCAGCCCGGAGCCCGCCUCCUACGACGUGAUCUGGAUCCAGUGGGUGAUAGGCCACCUGACAGAUGAGCACCUGGCCGAGUUUCUGCGGCGCUGCCAGAGCGGCCUCCGUCCCAACGGCAUCAUCGUCAUCAAGGACAACAUGGCGCAGGAGGGCGUGAUCCUGGACGACGUGGACAGCAGCGUGUGCCGUGACCUCCAGGUGGUCCGCAGGAUUGUCCACGGCGCGGGCCUCAGCCUCUUGGCUGAGGAGAGGCAGGAGAACCUCCCGGAUGAGAUCUACCACGUGUACAGCCUGGCCCUGAGAUAAGCCGGCUGGCGGGAGAUGGAGGUGUCACGGCUGGGGGGGGAGGUGGCGGCUGGGCCGGCUCGGGCAGCACGCCGUCCAAGUGUGGGAGGCCACUAAAUACACUUGUUGCGGUCCACUCGCUGGGCAGGCUCUUCUUCAAAAGGCCAGGUGGGGCCUGGGGGGAGGGGGAAGCCGCCCAUGGAGCAGAGAGGCCGCCCUGGCCCUGCUGCACGGUGGGGCGGCCCAGAGGGCUCCAGGGCCCCCGUGGGGACGCAGGACCACUGAGGCUGACUCCCCAGCUCCGGCCUGGCCUUCCCCACACCUGCGUACCUGAGGGCAGAGGGACACCCUCGGCUCGGCUGCUGAGGACCUGAGUGUGGUCUUCACCUGGGGAAGAAGAGUGGCCUGGGGCACCCGCCCAAUGGUGCCACGUGUGGGAACAUUCCUGUGCCCAGUCCUGGGAGACGGGUCCUGGUGCCCUCGAAGUGCUGUCACGACAGCCUGCAGCAAGGGGUCACCUGGGGCCUCCCUCUGUGCUGGGCCUGGGGACCUCUGUGGCAGGCACUGAGGUCAGAAAUAAAAGGGCGCGCCUGUGCUGUGAUAGCC
Carlito syrichta (Philippine tarsier) is the source of this 1095-nucleotide messenger RNA. RefSeq names its product N-terminal Xaa-Pro-Lys N-methyltransferase 1 (gene NTMT1). Gene Ontology annotation, molecular function: N-terminal protein N-methyltransferase activity. The annotation marks the transcript as partial. Lineage: Eukaryota; Metazoa; Chordata; Mammalia; Primates; Tarsiidae. The record is from RefSeq and is a predicted model, not a curated record. Gene Ontology annotation, cellular component: cytoplasm. The transcript is spliced from 2 exons.